CAACGAACGAGAAAUGGGAGGCUACCAGAAUGAAGAGAGACAAUUUUCCGAAUAAACGUGGAGGAGGAAGGUCCAGAGGUGCUGCUGGUGAAGGAGGAGGGGUGUGAAGUGGGUCUGUGGAAGCCUGAGGGGACCAUGGUCAUGGAUGACAACAGAACUACACUUCCUCCCGAAACUACAGAGGAACCAGUUGAGCAGCACAGGACCACACAGUCUCACUGAGUACGAGCUGAAUGUGCACCUGAAGAUCCACACGGGAGAGACUGUACACACUGUGGGAAGAGGUUCUCAGAGAGGAGCUACCUCAAGAUACACCAGCAGAAAAACCAUUCCACUCUAACAUAGAAAGUAACCAUUCUACUCAAUAGCUUCUGAUGUUUAGAUCAAACCCUGAGAGUAACAGAUUUCAGUGUUGAAUAUUGCAUCCAGACAUUUUUUGAUAUACACGGUAUAAGGCACAUACAGUGCCUUCAGAAGGUAGUCAUACCCCUUGACCUAUUCCACAUUUUGUUGAAUACAGCCUGAAUUCAAAAUGUAUUAAAUAUUUUUAAUACAACAUCUCAAAUCUCACCCACACAAUACCCCAUAAUGACAAAGUGAACACGUUUUUAGAAAUGUUUGCAAAUGUAUUAAAUUAAAUACACUGCUCAAAAAAACAAGGGAACACUAAAAUAACACAUCCUAGAUCUGAAUGAAUGAAAUAUUCUUAUUAAAUACUUUUUUCUUUACAUAGUUGAAUGUGCUGACAACAAAAUCACACAAAUUAUCAAUGAAAAUCAAAUCUAUCAACCCCAUGGAGGUCUGGAUUUGGAGUCACACUCAAAAUUAAAGUGGAUGUCCUUAAAACAAGUCCAAAUGAGGCUCAGUAGUGUGUGUGGCCUCCACGUGCCUGUAUGACCUCCCUACAACGCCUGGGCAUGCUCCUGAUGAGGUGGCGGAUGGUCUCCUGAGGGAUCUCCUCCUAUACCUGGACUAAAGCAUCCGCCAACUCCUGGACAGUCUGUGGUGCAACGUGGCGUUGGUGGAUGGAGCGAGACAUGAUGUCCCAGAUGUGCUCAAUUGGAUUCAGGUCUGGGGAACGGGCGGGCCAGUCCAUAGCAUCAAUGCCUUCCUCUUGCAGGAACUGCUGACACACUCCAGCCACAUGAGGUCUAGCAUUGUCUUGCAUUAGGAGGAACCCAGGGCCAACCGCACCAGCAUAUGGUCUCACAAGGGGUCUGAAGAUCUCAUCUCGGUACCAAAUGGCAGUCAGGCUACCUCUGGCGAGCACAUGGAGGGCUGUGCGGCCCCCCAAAGAAAGGCCACCCCACACCAUGACUGACCCACCGCCAAACCGGUCAUGCUGGAGGAUGUUGCAGGCAGCAGAACGUUCUCCACGGCAUCUCCAGACUCUGUCACGUGCUCAGUGUGAACCUGCUUUCAUCUGUGAACAGCACAGGGUGCCAGUGGCGAAUUUGCCAAUCUUGGUGUUCUCUGGCAAAUGCCAAACGUCCUACACGGUGUUGGGCUGUAAGCACAACCCCCAUUUUGCAGGGCUCUGGCAGUGCUCCUCCUGCUCCUCCUUGCACAAAGGCGGAGGUAGCGGUCCUGCUGCCGGGUUGUUGCCCUCCUACGGCCUCCUCCACGUCUCCUGAUGUACUGGCCUGUCUUCUGGUAGCGCCUCCAUGCUCUGGACACUACGCUGACAGACACAGCAAACCUUCUUGCCACAGCUCGCAUUGAUGUACCAUCUUGGAUGAGCUGCACUACCUGAGCCACUUGUGUGGGUUGUGGACUCCGUCUCAUGCUACCACUAGAGUGAAAGCACCGCCAGCAUUCAAAAGUGACCAAAACAUCAGCCAGGAAGCAUAGGAACUGAGAAGUGGUCUGUGGUCCCCACCUGCAGAACCACUCCUUUAUUGGGGGUGUCUUGCUAAUUGCCUAUAAUUUCCACCUGUUGUCUAUUCCAUUUGCACAACAGCAUGUGACAUUUAUUGUCAAUCAGUGUUGCUUCCUAAGUGGACAGUUUGAUUUCACAGAAGUGUGAUUGACUUGGAGUUACAUUGUGUUAUUUAAGUGUUCCCUUUAUUUUUUUGAGCAGUGUAUAUAACUAUCAAAUUUACAUAAGAAUUCACACCCGAGUCAAUACAUGUUAGAAUCCCCUUUGGCAGCAAUUACAACUGUGAAUCUUUCUGGGUAUGUCUUUAAGAGCUUGACACAGCUAGACUGUACAAUAUUUGCACAUUCUUUUUUAAAUUAUUCAAGCUCUAUCAAGUUGGUUGUUGAUCAUUGCUAGACAGCCAUUUUCAAGUCUUGCCAUAGAUGUUCAAGCCUACUUUAGUAAAACUAUCUAGGCCACUCAGGAACAUUCAAUGUCAUCUUGGUAAGCAACUCCAUUAUAAAUUAUGCUUGCGUAUAUUUGGCCUUGUUUUAGGUUAUUGUCCUGCUGUUUGUUGGAAAGCAGACAGCCAGGUUUUUCCUCUCGGAUUUUGCCUGUGCUUAGCUCUAUUCAGUUAAUUUUUUGUUAUCCCCAGUCCUUGCCCAUGACAAGCAUAUCCAUAUCACAAUGCAGCCACCACCAUGCUUGAAAAUAUGAAGAGUGGGACUCAAUGAUGUGUUGUGUUAGAUAUGCCCCAAACAUAACGCUUUGUAUUCAGGACAAAGUUAGCAGUUUUACUUUGGUGCCUUAUUCCAAACAUUUGUAUUCUGUACAGGCUUCCUUCUUUUCACUCUGUCAUUUAGGUUAGUAUUGUGGAGUAACUACAAUGUUGUUGAUCCAUCCUCAGUUAUUCCUCUUCCAGCCAUUGAACUCAGUAACUGUUUUAACUCACCAUUGGCCUCAUGGUGAAAUCCCUGGGUGGUUUCCUUCCUCUCUGGCAACUGAGUUAGGAAGGACGCAUGUAUUUUUUGUAGUGACUGGGUGUGACUUUUGUAGUGACAAUUUAACGUGUAAUUAAUAACUCCCCCAUGCUCAAAGGGAUAUUCAAUGUCCCCCCCCCCCCCCCCCCCCCAAUCUAGAAGUUAUCUUCGUUGCAAGGCAUUGGAAAACAUCCCUGGUCUUUGUGGUUGAAUUUGUGUUUGAAAUUCACUGCUCGACUGAGGGACCUUACAUAAGUGAGGGAUCUUACAAUAAGUAUACAACCUUUUAUGGCAAGCCUAAAUAUGUAUGGGGUACAGAGAUGAGGUAGUUAUUCAAAAAUCAUGUUGAACAUGAUUGCACACAGAGUGAGUCCAUGCAACUGUGACUUGUUAUGCACAUUCUAACUCCUGAAUGUAUUUAGGCUUGCCAUAAGAGGUUGAAUACUUAUUGACUUCAGACAUUUCAGCUUGUAAUUUAAUUCAUUUGUAAAAUAUAUAUAUAUAAACCUAAUUCCAUUUUGACAUUAUGGGGUAUUGUGUGUAGGCCGGGGGGGGGGGGGGGUGUAUUAAUUAAAACACAAAUUAUGGAAAAAGUCAAGGGGUGUGAAUACUUUAUGAAGGCACUGUAUUUGUUGGGUGGUUAUGCAAUACUUUUUUGUAAACGAAAUGUGCAAUUCACUCUCCGACCUGUGUCAGGCGGCAAUACACAACAACACGUCUAGUCUGCCGUAAAACCACACGAAGAAAAACAAGUAAACGGAAGUGAACAGUGACCAAGAACGCCUUAGCGAUUUUAUAGUUCUUAUUUCGACAUUUAUUAACUUAAAGUCAAAUUAAAUUUCAUAGCAAAACAUACUUACCACAGGCAGUCUUUAAUUCGCGUUAGAGACAGGACUUGGUUGAUAUGUGUUAUUUAGGUAACGCUAACUAGCUGCUAAGGUUAUCUAACAAUGGCUAACUGUAAUGGCAACGUUAUGGUUUUUCACACGCAAAUAGCCUCCAUUAUGGAGGUUCUAGCGAAUGCAGCCGUAGCAGAGAUCUGUAAACUCGUAGAUGACGACUAUGCAGUGUGUCGUUUGGAAAUAACUCAAAGCCAGAAAGAAAACAGGGGAUUGCGAAGGAAACUACAGCUACUGGAACUGAAGGUGGCACGGGAGCGCGCAGAUAGGACAAUGCGAGAGCGCGUCCUCGGCAGUCGUCCCAGAAGUGUCAAGAUCCUCGACCGAUACAGAGGAAUGACAAGAGGUGAAGGACAUCUCACUGAAGGCCACAGGAGCUUUGUGAAGCCAGCAGGACACAGCACAUGGAGAGAUGACCAACCAAUCACUGUUGAUGAGGGGAGUGGAACCUCAACCCAGCACAUUAUCGUGAUAGAGUCUGCAGCUGCAGAGGCUGCAGGUUCUGGAGUCAAGCAGGAGAAGACUGAAGGAGAGAAGGACCCACGGCACAGCAGAGACAACCAGACUGGAGGGUCUGGAGCGCCCCCUGUACCCACGGAGAACUCCACCACCGCCCCAGCACAGCCCAGGACCCGACACAGCAUCACGGAGGUCAGUGGAACGCAGAACGCCGUUCUCAAGUCAGCGACAGACACCAAGACUUUAACUGUAACACACAGGCUCUUACACACAGGAUCUGACCACAGAUCAGAACCAGAGAGACUGGGGGCGCGGAGACUGGGCGUUCCUCCUGCCCCCAGCUCAGACUAUUUACCUGUAUUUCACCAAAGCCAGAGGAUGGUUCAUUCAAGUGGGCUUGGUGAAUCUUUAGACACUGGCAGUGAUGAUCCGUCGUGUUCAUACUCUACAGAGCUAGACCCUGGCAACAUGCCCUUGGGUUUAGAGAUACAGACUGAUCUGUCUAGAGGGGACUGGAACCGUUACAGUAGUAGUGUAUACUCUGAAGGGUGCCUUGAUAAGAAAGGGGAGGGUCUAGUCGUAGAUGAAGUGACUAUGAAAUUGGAGGGUGAUGUUCCUCCCACAUGGAAUGCAGAUAGUAACCUAGGAGAUGGACACUCACAGGGCAGAGAUUUCUUAGAUUACAGGGAAAGCUUAGAGACAAAUCCAAAUGUCACGACCCACUCUCCUUUACACUUGUUCAGGGAUCACGACCCAGUGUCCACAUCGAUGGGCCCUUCCGAUUUACACAGCCACGUCCUUUUCCAUCAGGUUUUGAACUCAAAUGACAGGGAUAGAGCCCAGGCUCAGGGAGGGGGAGCCACAUCAGGCAAUAGUAAAGAGAAACGGUUCAGCUGUACCCAGUGUCACAUGCGCUUCACCGAAGCUGGCACCCUGAAGAGGCACCAGAGGGUCCACACAGGGGAGAAACCCUACAACUGUUCCCAGUGUGAGAAGAGGUUCUCCCGCCAGGACCAUCUGAAGAUGCACCUGAAGAUCCACACGGGAGAGAGGCCAUUUGCCUGUACGCACUGCGGGAAAAGGUUUUCAGAGAGGAGCUACCUCAAGAUACACCUGCAGAAAAACCAUUCCACUCUAUAACAUAGAAAGUAAUCAUUCCACUCGAUAGCUUCUGACGUUUAGAUCAAACCCUGUAUUAAAGGUAGACUCGGCAAGAUGAUGUACAGUACCUUCGGAAAGUAUUCAGACCCCUUGACUUUUUCCACAUUUUUUUUAGGUUACAGCCUUAUUCUGAAAUUGAUUAAAUUGUUUUUUCUCCCCUCAUCAAUCUACACACAAUACCCCAUAAUGACAAAGCAAAAACAGGUUUAGACAUUUUUGCUAAUUUAUUAAAAAUAAAAACAAAAAUGACAUUUACAUUUACAUAAGUAUUCAGACCCAAGCACCUUUGGCAGCAAUUGCAGUGUCAAGUCUUCUUGCGUAUGACCCUACAAGCUUGCCACACCUGUAUUUUGGGAGUUCUCCCAUUCUUCUCUGCAGAUCCCCUCAAGCUCUGUCAGGUUGGAUGGGUAGUGUUGCUGCACAGCUAUUUUCAGUUCUCUACAGAGAUGUUCGAUCGGGUUCAAGUCCAGGCUCUGGCUGGGCCACUCAGACAUUCAGAGACUUGUACUGUUGGAAGGUGAACCUUCCACUCUGGAGCAGGUUUUCAUCAAGAACCUCUCUGUACUUUGCUCCAUUCCUCUUUGCCUUGAUCCUGACUAGUCUCCCAGUCGCUGAAAAAAGAACAACACAAUAUGAUGCUGCCACCACCAUGCUUCACCGUAGGGAUGGUGCCAAGUCUCCUCCAGACAUGACACUUGGCAUUCAGGCCAAAGAGUUGAAUCUUGGUUUCAUCAAACCAGAGAAUCUUUGUUUCUCAUGGUCUGAAAGUCUUUAGGUGCCUUUUGGCAAACUCCAAGCAGGCUGUCAUGUGCCUUUUACUAAGGAGUGGCUUCCGUCUGGCCACUCUAUCAUAAAGGCCUGAUUGGUGGAGUGCUGCAGAGAUGGGAGAACCUUCCAGAUGGACAACCAUCUCCACAGAGGAACUCUGGAGCUCUGUCAGAGUGACCAUCGGGUUCUUGGUCACCUCCCUGAACAAGGCCCUCCCUCACCGAUUGUUCAGUUUGGCCGGGCAUCCAGGUCUAGGAAGAGUCUUGAUGGUUCCAAACUUCUUCCAUUUAAUAAUGAUGGAGGCCCAUGUGUUCUUGGGGACCUUCAAUGCUGUAUACAUUUUUUGGUACUCUUCCCCAGAUCUGUGCCUGUCUUGGAGCUCUAUUGCUUGUUUUUUGUUCUGAUAUGCACUGUCAACUGUGGAACUUUAUAUAGACAGGUCUGUGCCUUUCCAAAUCAUGUCCAAUCAAUUGCAUUUACUACAGGUGGACUCCAAUCAAGCAAUCUCAAAGAUGAUCCAUGGAAACAGGAUGCACCUGAGCUUAAUUUUGAGUCUCAUAGCAAAUAGUCUGAAUACUGAUGUAAAUAAGGUAUUAUUUAAUAACAUUGUCAUUAGGGGGUAUUAUGUGUAGAUUGCUGAGAAUUUGUAUUUAUUUAAUCCAUUUUAGAAUAAGGCUGAGACUUAACAAAAUGUGGAAAAGAUCAAGGGGUCUGAAUACUUUCCGAAGGCACUGUAGAUGUACAAAGUAAACCGCAGUAGUGGGUCAAUUUCCACAACAACUAAGUGUGUUGAAAUGCAAGGCCCAAACAUUGUGGAAUAUAUAAGUCAUAUUUAGAGGGCAGCAGGUAGCCUGGCGGUUAAACGCUUUGGGCCAGUAACCGAAAGGUGGCUGGUUCGAUUCCCUGAGUAGACUAGGUGUGAAAUCUGUCUCUGCCCUUGAUCAAUUUCUAAUUUCUCCUGUAAGUCGCUCUGGAUAAGAGUGUCUGCUAAAUGACAUAAACAUGUAAAGGUAAAAUGACAAACAGUAUAGCAUAAAAAGUAUGUUACAUAUUGUGUUUGUACUGUGUAGGCUAUAUGAUGUUCACAAAUGCCUAUUUCAUUACUUCCAUUCAACUACUUUUUAUCCCAGAAAACCUUUAAUGAGAAAAAGAAUGCAGUUCAUCAACUUCAUGCAGAUUUUUUUGUUCAAAUGCGUAUUUGUGGUUUUCAUAUGGUGUAUUUAAAACCUGUUUGUUUAAUAAACACAAAAUGGGACUUUUAA
This is a messenger RNA of Oncorhynchus masou masou (cherry salmon), 7387 nucleotides long. Its product is annotated as zinc finger protein 648-like. The transcript has 4 exons. NCBI's taxonomy places the organism in Eukaryota, Metazoa, Chordata, Actinopteri, Salmoniformes, Salmonidae. The coding region runs from base 3789 to 5336 and encodes 515 amino acids. The record is from RefSeq and is a predicted model, not a curated record.